Molecule: messenger RNA, 318 nt
Organism: Gongylonema pulchrum
Lineage: Eukaryota; Metazoa; Nematoda; Chromadorea; Rhabditida; Gongylonematidae
Source: the annotation of a GenBank genome assembly
GCCGAAUUACGUCAGGCGGCACGUGAGGAAAAGUCGCCAAGCACAGUUGGCCGAGCAGCUACAAGCUCAGGUCCAGGAUCAUUGCCGACUUACCAAGUGGUACGAUCUCCGGCGUCAAAAAUUGGCUCAUCACCGAUGUCGCAUAUGUCACUAUCGGUUCCACCUGUGGACAGUGUCGGCUCGUCCGUACGGCAUUCUUCCGAUUCUCGCAAUAAAACACCAAUUUUACUGGAUCACGAUGGUUUUAACUACAUGACCUCUACGGAUAGUUCCGGUAAGUUUUGCUGCCUGACAUUAUUUGAACUAUCGCGACCCUAA